AUUCGCGAUGUUGAAGUGAAAUGGGUACUGUAAUAACACUUCCAAAAAUAAAUGUAAUCUAUUAAAACGAGUUAUUGUGCUACAUAUUCACUGUAACUGCUUUUACCCAUAAACCGAGAAGACAGGCUAAUACCUUUUUAACUGCUUGAAAAAGCUUGUUAUGAAACCAGUUGAUCUGUUUUGAAGCAAUAUUAUUUGGUACAUGACGGAAUGGCCAAAGCAUCUGUUGUAUUGAGCUUCCAUGAGAUUUUAUUACACCAGUCAGAUGUAGAACUUUUGGAAGGCCCAUACUGGCUGAAUGAUACAAUUAUAUCAUUUUAUUUUGAAUAUCUAGAAAAAGUAAUAUUCCUUAAUACAAAUGAAUUAUUAUUUAUUUCUCCUGGAGUUACACAGUGCAUAAAAAUGGUGGACACUGAAGAAAUUAAAACAUUUUUAGAACCACUUGAUAUCAACAGUAAAAAAUUUGUUUUCUUUGCCUUGAAUGACAAUGAUUCUCCAGACACUGCAGGUGGCUCACAUUGGAGUCUUCUUGUUUAUUCAAGGCCAGAAAGUUGUUUUUAUCAUUUAGACUCAUCAUCAGGAAGUAAUCAUAAUGUUGCUUGGGAGUUUGCUAGUCACCUUAUUUCAUAUUUUUCAAAAACAGCAUCGAUUAAUUUUGUGAAUAAAGAAUGUCUGCAACAGAGCAAUGGAUAUGACUGUGGCAUUCAUGUCAUUUGUAACACUGAAAGAUUAGCAGAUUGGGCUCACAAAUAUGGACAAAUAGAGUCAUGCGAUAUGCUAUACAAAAUCAAUCCAAGUGUGAAGAGGAAAGAAAUAAUCAACAUAAUACAUAACUUAUCUGAUUCACCAUAAACCUCAUGUAACUUAUGUGCUCAGUAUAAAAUUAUACACAACUGUUGUUUUAUUGUCACAAUUAAUAUAUUGUCAAAUUAUAAUCAAAACAAAUCUGCUGAAGAAAGUAAAUUUUACAUUUAAAAAUAAAUACAAGUUCCUAUAAAUGGUAUGAAAAUUGUAAAAUUUUGCAAAUUAUUGUCUUGAAAUGAAAAUGAAAUUGAAAUGAAACGAAAAUAUCUUUAUUCAAGUAGGCUAUUACAAGCACCUUUGAAUCGUCCAAAAAAAGUUUUUUUCCCUACCACUUGUUCAGGACGUCUUUUAGCUGACAAGAAGAACAAGCGAAAGAAACUUACCAGCUCUUUAUCAUAAGUAAUGACAUUUACAUAAAUCAUGUCAUUACCAAAAUAAUAUGUAUUAUCACAAUAAUAAUACAACUUUCAAAGUUCGAGGACAUAGGUUGAACAUAUAAUUAGUCUUUUAUAGAACAAAGCGAAGGCUAUUAAUUCCAUGCAUAGCGAUCCUUAAAAUAAUCAUUAACUUUAUAAUAGCCUUUACUCAUAAGUAUGUUCUUUACAUGAAUUUUAAAUUUAUAAAUUUUAUUGAACAUAGCAAUGCAUUUACACAGAAAUGAUCCUCUGGUUUUCUGAAGUCUGAAGCUUGGAAUGGCAAGUUUAUUUUUAUUUCUUGUGUUAAGAUUUUGAACACUCCUUUUUUUGUGAAGGAAUCGUAAUGUUUUCUUGCGUACAUAAUAUUUUCAUAGAUGUAUUGAGAAGUAACAGUCAAAAUAUUUAUUUUUUUAAAUAUUUCUCUGAGAGAUUCUCUUGACCGUAAAUUAUAUAUAGCGCGGACAGCUCUCUUUUGUAGAUUAAAAAUAUCUUGAAUGCUAGCCGCAGAACCCCACAACAAUAUACUUAUACAUCAUUACACUAUGAAAAUAACUAAAAUAUACCAAUCUUGCUGUUUCAACAUUUGUCAAGAGUUUAAUUUUCUUAACAGCAAAAGCUGCAGAACUCAGUCUACUUGACAAAUUAUCAAUAUGAGGAUCCCAUUGCAGUUGGGAAUCUAGUGUUAUACCAAGGAACUUUGUCGAUUCCACCAAUUCAACUUUUUCACUAUUUACAUUAGGUAAUGCAAACUUUAUACAUUUCGUUUUAUUUGAAUUAAGUAACAGAGCUGCUGAAAUUUGCAAUAAUAUUAUUACUUUAAUUAUCAUUGUGUGUAGUAAUUCCUAAUUGAUAUAAGGAAAUUAUGUAUUCCUUACUGUCGAAUGUACCAUUUCAAAAAUAGCCAUAAAUAUAUUCUAUAAAAUAUUUUAUUAAAAAUAUUCACUGUAACAACAACAUUUAUCAAGAUUAUAAGAAAUAUAGAGAUAAUUAAUUCAAACAUUUUUAUUUCACACUAGUGGCCGCCAGCGACUUCGUCCGCGUUUUCCAUUAUUUCUUCGCUCCUAAUAGUUGCAGCGUGAUGUUAUAUAGCCUUAAGCCUUCCUCGAUAAAUGGUCUCUUCAACACAAAAAGAAUUUUUCAAUUCGAACCAGUAGUUCCUGAGAUUAGCGCGUUCAAACAAACAAAAAAACGCUUCAGCUUUAUAAUAUUAGUAUAGAUAUAUCGGGUCCAGGAUGAUAAAAUAGUAACAAAAUGAAAUUAUUAACUUGACAUUAACAAACCCUACGUUCCUGCUUUUUUAUAAGACAUGCCUUUGUCAUGUGUUCGUCUUUGUAGCUACCUGAAGACUAAUCUUAUUAAACCAAUGUGUUUCUCAAAAAUCAAUUUCGACUAAUAUAUUUCUAUACCGAUUUCUAUGAUUCUUUUUUAUGGAAUACUUAAUACUGUUAACUUUUUUAAUUAGGGAUGACUGAGAGUGUUAUAAACGUAAGAGUAGACAAUAGACAAAUACAAUCAGAAAGCUUCGAAUUGCUAAGCUAUCGGGAGUUACACGUGUUAUUGUAAGUCAACCAUAAAAGAUAGACAUAUGCUGUCGUGGGAUAUUUUUAAUAUAAUUUUAAGGAGAACAUUUCGGUCAUACAUGAUUUCUGGGUAGCUUUAACCAUUAAGGUUGCACACGCGACGGAAGCUUAAAAAAUGGAGUAACUUCUCCCGUUUUCCCAACAUUUCCCUUCACUGUUCUGCUCCUAUUGAUUGUAGCGUGAUGAAAAGUAUACUAUAACCAGCUCAGGAGUAUGAAAAAUAAUUGUACCAAGUUUCGUUAGAAUCCAUCGAGUAGUUUUUGUUUCUAUAACGGUUAUACAGACAGACAGACAAAAAUUUUACUGAUUGCAUUUUUGGCAUCAGUAUCGAUUCCUAAUCACCCCUUGAUAGUUAUUUUGGAAAUAUAUUUCAUGUACAGAAUUGACCUCUCUACAGAUUUAUUAUACCUAUAUAAGUAUAGAUAAAGAUAAUUUGUAAAAUUAUGAUUUUUGUGGCUCUACCCAGCCUCCAAACGCUCUGUCUAAUUCUUCAGCUACAGCAAAACAUAAUCUAUCAUUGUUGUGGUUAGACACAACUUGUAUGCCAAUUGGUAGUCCCUCACGACCCAACCCUUAAGGCACUGUAGUUAUCGGCAGUCCAAGACAAUUUAUAAUGGCAGUAUAAGAAAAGUUAAAUGCUUUUAGUAAUGGUUCAUUGUGGUAUGGUGCUGGUGUUGGAUGUGUUGGAUAUAAGAAAACACCAUUUUCACCAAGCAUAUCAGUAAAUAUUUUCUCUAAGUGGUCUCUUACUUUUAAGUAAUAUUUAUACUUCUCACUCCCAAAUUGUGCCUUAGUCCGAUCUGAUAUAGCUGUUAAAAGACCAAUCAAAGUAUUGUCAGAACAGCCAAUAGCAUUCUUAACUAAUUCCGUUAAAACGGCUCCUACUCCCGUCUUUUUCAUAAUAAGACUUUGAAACCUUGUUUCUUCUUUCAUUGUGGCCAUCCAAAUAGGCAUUGAUUUUUUUAAUAAUUGUAUCUUAAUUACUUCUGUUUUUAUGCUGUAUUGCAACUUUAAGUACUCUACUACUCUCCUCAUCACCAUCUUAAUGUCAGGGUCGACGGGAUCUGUCAAAGGCGCGUCAUUGCUAAGCUGGUAGUAAAUUUUGAGCUUGGUAAUAUCAACUGGUUGAUCUAAUUUUAGUUUUGGACUAUUUUCCCCAGCCAUAAUACUCAAAAGUGGUUUUAAAUCUACUGCGUGUCUUGUCAUGGGACCGGUACCUGCAAAAAAAAAUUUAAGGUUGACAUUAAUUUAAUAAGUCCUAACAGACUCUAACGUAGUAGGUAUUCGUUGAAUAAGCUGGCCUUUUUCUUUAUUCGGUAGAGUACAGAUAUUGGUUAUUUCUAGGGCUU
This is a messenger RNA of Diatraea saccharalis (sugarcane borer), 4149 nucleotides long. The record is from the annotation of a GenBank genome assembly. NCBI's taxonomy places the organism in Eukaryota, Metazoa, Arthropoda, Insecta, Lepidoptera, Crambidae.